AUGGUAUCGACUCGAAGAGGAGCCUGCACUUCGGGCCCAGAUGACCGUGAGGCGAUCAAGGAAAAGCCAGUCCGCAAGUACGUGUUGAGUAUAAAGACAGAGCAGAUUCAGGAGUGCUGACCUAGUGCACAGGGCGGCAGCGAAACCACAGACCGCUCCUGCGAAACCAAAGCCCACCCGUGCGAAGAAGAUCGAGCCAGAUCCAGCUGCAGAUGAGAUAGACGAGCUACAAGAGGAGGCGCCGGCGCCCACCGCGCGAAGCACACGAAGAGCUGGUACUACAACAACAACAAAAACAACUCAGGCCGCUCCAAAGGCGGCGGCCCCUAAGACAACAAACACCGCCACAACGCGUACUACGAAGGCGAAAACUGUUGCUGAGACACCGAAAACGGCGGCACAGAAAGCUAGGGAGGGCAAGGCAGCCGUAGCACCGGCACCGCGCGCCACACGAGCAACACGUGCCACGGAAGAUAAAGCGCCACCUCUGUCGCCUAAGAAAGUCACUCAAGUGUCCGUGAAAUCGUCUAGAACCAAUCAUGCGGCAUCUGGCACCGCUGAGACCAAGAAAGGUCCGCAAAAGACUGUCAAUCCUCGAGGAAGGCCGAGAGCGAAGAGAAACGUUUCCGACGAGAAUGCAGGCAUUCCGGACCUCAAACCAACGGAGGACGACGAUGACAAUAUCAGAGUUACGCAACCUCGAAAGCGGAGCAGGAGGCCGACUCCCGCCGCCUCCAAGCACCGCUCGCCAGCUUCUGGUGGGCCGUCAGCGCUGGAAGAAGCUAUUCUUCCAGAUGUGCACGACGUGCCGGAGAAGCGCGAGGAAACUACUCCAACCAAAGCAUCGGAUUCUGAACCCGAGGACGAGUCAAGAGAGGCAUCAGGAGAUGAGCUCAUGGGUGCCAAAACACCGAUGAAGCGUAACAGUCCCGAGAAGAGCGCAUGCCACGCGUCGACACUGAAGAGCGCCAAAGCUAUGGAUCAGGACGUCCCUAUGAAAACGCCAGUGAGGCGAUUUGCGAUUCUCGGAACGCAGAGAGGUACCCCACAGACCCAGAAGCCCUACUGCAAGCCCACCAUACCAAUGUCAGAGGUCCGACCCAUGACCGUGUCUCGAGCCCGUGAGCAGGCCAUGGUCUUCCCCAAGCUGCAGCCAUUCACUAUCGUCAAAAGUGGCAAGAACGCUGUUGACUCGCUGGCUGGUAAUGUGGUGCCUGAUUCUGGGAUGCAUGAAGAGCCGGCGCCUGUCGAAUCUUCCCCAGCUCAUGAGAGCGACAUAGUCGCUAAUGAAGAUGCUUCGCUGGAGGACAUCGAUCCCGAAGAGACGAUUGUGAUUGAAGAGGUAGAGAAGAGCGAAAGCCCAUCGGAAGCUGACAACAGCGUUGAAACGGCUCCUAAAACGCCAAAGCCCGAGACAGUGGUGUGGGAGAAUGUCACCAUUCCAUUCGACUUCGAAGCCACUCCUCUCCGGUUGCCAGAAACGAUUCCAUCUGGCACACCUGCUAUCGAAUCCGGGCCACGAGAAUCUAUGGACGCCUCCGUACAUCUCAGCGAAUUCAUCGACGUCAACUCGCUAUCGGAGGAACCGAAAGAAGAUGACGCCGAGGAAGAUUCUCACGCAUCUCAACAUGAAGGAGCUGCUCCAUACCCUUCGCGAGACUCUCAUUCCCCUGAGACGACCUUGCCGGUUGAGGGUGUUUUCGAGGAGGCCGAGGAGCCGGAAGAUGAUGGCACCAAAGCAGAUUCCCAUUCAUCCCAGCUUCAGAAAGCAGUUCCAUGCCCUGCGCAAGACUCGCAUCCUUCCGAGACGACCUUGUCCGCUGAGGAUAUUGUCGAGGAAGUCGGCACACCACGUUAUGCUCGGCCCACGAUUGCAUCUCGACGUAAAUCUCUGCCAGCACCUGUAGAUCGUGUUGCUCUUAACGGAGAAUAUAGACGGAAGACCGAAGGCAUGAGUCUCAUUGCUUCGCAGGGAAUGCAAACACCUGAGAAGAAGAGAUUGUUCCUGUCGACUCCGGUCUCAAAGCAAGCUAGCACGCCAAGCACAAGCGGUCCAUCACCACAAUGCAAGACGCCGGCAACGAGUGCGCCAGAAGUGAAAGACCAUCACGCCGAGAUAUCCGAGAUAAUGACGCCCAGUGCGGCACCGCCGGCGACGAAAGAGCGAUUUCCAGGUCUGCCUUCACGGGGAACCUAUGAGGAUCACUCUGUUCCCUCGGACGUUGAGAUGGAAGAGGAAUACGAGACAAUUCAGCCUGUCGAGGAGCGCUUUCCCGGCCUGCCCUCUCGAGAGACAUACGAAGAACUUCCUAUUACCUUGGAUGAGUCCAUCCCGACGAAGGAAGAACAAGGACCAUCAACGCCGCAGCAACCUGCCGAGGACCGCUUCCCUGGUCUACCCUCUCGUCAGACAUAUGAAGAGCUCUCGAAUGUCGUAGAUGGUGAUGCGCACGCGGAGUCGAAGGAACUACCAGCAACGCCCCUACAGACUGAGCGCUACCCAGGGCUACCGUCAAAGAGGACUUACGAGGAGCACGCAAAUACAGCAAUGCCGCAGACACGCUUCAGAACACCCCCUCAACUUUCGGCCGCAAAGCGACCAGCAACGGCGCAGAAGCCUGCCUCUUUGCGCAAGGUAGCACUGAAGGCUUCGACGCCCUUGAAAUCGCAGACACCGCUGAAGCCCGUGAUGACACCCGGCAUGGAACCCAUGACACCUCACCCAGCGGCGCCGUUGCGCGGAGUCGUAGCUCUAGUCGAGGUCUUCACUAGUGAUGGCGGAAACGCCACGCCCGCUUUCACGGUCUUGUUACAGCGAUUGGGAGCCAGGACGACCAAGAACUUCAGCGAGCGUGUGACACAUGUCGUAUUCAAGGAAGGAUCGCCGACCACCCUGCAACGGCUCCGUCUGCACAACAAGCAGGUCGCCGAGACGGGCAUGGGAACCGAGAUAUUCUGCGUGAACAGUCGCUGGGUGAAUGACUGCGAGAGCGAGGGCCAGAGGAUGGACGAGCACGACGAGGAAUACGCCGUGGACAUUGAAGAGGUGCCGCGGGCCGGCAAGCGUCGCAGAAAGAGUAUGGAACCGUCGACUCUGCUGAAUGUCGGCGGAAACGUCGUUCGAGAUCAUCGUAGGGGUAGCCUUGGCCGGCCCUCUCUGCUGGGACGGACGCCCCUGAAGUUGGACUCCCCUCCACCAGAGGCGCAGAUUUCCACUCCGGUCGCCGAUGAGCACGACAAGGAAAAUCUCGGCGGCGGCGGCGACGGCGACGGCGAGGAUUCCCCCGCCACGCCGGCGUACCUGGCCGCUCCGGAUUCGUUGAUACAGCAGACGGCGCCCAUGAAUCGGGUGAAGAAGCUGGACUGGAAAGGUGGCGACGUGAAGAAGAAUCGCAGACUCACUUAUUGGGAUGGAGGUGCUUUUUGA
This is a messenger RNA of Lecanosticta acicola, 3427 nucleotides long. The record is from the annotation of a GenBank genome assembly. NCBI's taxonomy places the organism in Eukaryota, Fungi, Ascomycota, Dothideomycetes, Mycosphaerellales, Mycosphaerellaceae.